This is a messenger RNA of Naegleria lovaniensis, 669 nucleotides long. RefSeq lists its product as uncharacterized. Bases 1 to 669 code for a protein of 222 amino acids. NCBI's taxonomy places the organism in Eukaryota, Heterolobosea, Eutetramitea, Acrasida, Naegleriidae. The transcript has 3 exons. The record is from RefSeq and is a predicted model, not a curated record.
AUGCAACAACAACAACCAACCACUGAACAACAUCAAGCAUCGAUGAAACAACCACAACAAACGACAGGAUGGGCAAUUGGACAUUCCGUCAUGACGGGAUUGUAUGGCUAUGCCGUGGCUGAUUUGAUGCUUCUCUUUGUUGCCUUGUUCAUGUUUGUUCUUUCAUUGACUGGAAUGAUUGGUUUAUGGAGUCAUAUUCAUCCAGAACACAAGUCAAGAUUGGUGAGAUUUAACUAUAUGGGAUGUGUAUGGGGUUUGAAUUUCAUUUCCUUUUUGUAUGUCUUUAUGUGGGUGACAGAAUUUGCAUUUACUGGUCCAUUGUUUUAUUACAAUAACAGCAGCAUGAAUGGAUCAUUGGGAUGGGUGGUUAAUAUUUUGGUGUUGUUCCAUCCUGGUUUUGCUGUACCAUUGUCGGUCUUUCAAUGUCUCAUGGCUGGCCUGUCAUCGAUCACUUCGACUCGAUAUUAUGUGUUUACUGAGGAAAUUAGAAUGCAGCAAAUGCAACAAAUGAUGAUGAGUGGAGCUCAAGUAUCGGUUCCAACCACUACAAGCACAGUCGUAACGACCACCUACGCAUCGGGAAUGGAGCAACAACCUGUUCAAGAAUACAAGGAGGUUACAUUCACACCUGUGCAACCCACUUACCAUGCUGAGAAUAUUGUUCAAUAG